AUGCAAACACCAGGAACAGAAAACAAAACAAUUCUUGCACAGUCUAUUCCAACCAUAACCGAGGCACCGGCAACUGGUGGAACAACAUUAACUGCAACCUCUAUGCUUGCAAAACAAUUCUUGCAGAGUUUUUCCAACCAUAACCGAGGCACCGGCAACUGGUGGAACAACAUUAACUGCAACCUCUAUGCAAACACAAGGAACAGAAAACAAAACAAUUCUUGCACAGUCUAUUCCAACCAUAACCGAGGCACCGGCAACUGGUGGAACAACAUUAACUGCAACAUCUAUACAAACACCAGGAACAGAAAACAAAACAAUUCUUGCACAGUCUAUUCCAACCAUAACCGAGUCACCGGAAACUGGUGGAACAACAUUAACUGCAACCUCUAUGCAAACACCAGGAACAGAAAACAAAAAAUUCUUGCACAGUCUAUUCCAACCAUAACCGAGGCACCGGCAACUGGUGGAACAACAAUUAACUGCAACCUCUAUGGAACAACACAACAAGGAACAGAAAACAAAACAAUUCUUGCACAGUCUAUUCCAACCAUAACCGAGGUACCCAGCAACUGGUGGAACAACAUUAACUGCAACCUCUAUGCAAACACCAGGAAAAGAAAACAAAACAAUUCUUGCACAGUCUAUUCCAACCAUAACCGAGGUACCAGCAACUGGUGGAACAACAUUAACUGCAACCUCUAUGCAAGCACAAGGAACAGAAAACAAAACAAUUCUUGCACAGUCUAUUCCAAACAUAACCGAUGCACCGGCAACUGCUGGAACACCAUUAACUGCAACCUCUAUGCAAGCACAAAGAACAGAAAACAAAACAAUUCUUGCACAGUCUAUUCCAACCAUAACCGAGGCACCGCAACUGGUGGAACAACAUUAACUGCAACCUCUAUGCAAACACCAGGAACAGAAAACAAAACAAUUCUUGCACAGUCUAUUCCAACCAUAACCGAGGCACCGGCAACUGGUGGAACAACAUUAACUGCAACCUCUAUAAGCACCAGGCAGAAAACACAAGGAACAGAAAACAAAACAAUUCUUGGACCAACACAACCUCUAUGCAAACACAGUUCUAUUCCAACCAUAACCGAGGCACCGGCAACUGGUGGAACAACAUUAACUGCAACCUCUAUGCAAACACCAGAACAGAAAACAAAACAAUUCUUGCAGAGUCUAUUCCAACCAUAA
Acanthosepion pharaonis is the source of this 1203-nucleotide messenger RNA. The record is from the annotation of a GenBank genome assembly. NCBI's taxonomy places the organism in Eukaryota, Metazoa, Mollusca, Cephalopoda, Sepiida, Sepiidae.